AUGCUAGGAUACGGAACAUAUCUCAUCGCGUUCUUGAGCCUUCUCGGAUUCAGUAUCUUGGCCGCCCUCUACAUGUACAAACCCACCCACUCCCAGAGUCAAGAGCUAGGACAAUACGAGACCGCGAUAUUCAGGGCCAAGGAGGUGGCUUGUGCAUUCCCGGCAUCUGGCCAAUACGGAACUACCCUGCAGUGGACAUACUACGCGCUGCUGGUUGUAACUGUAACCCUUCGUCACCAAGAAUGGCUUGCAGCAGGGACCGCAGCAUACGCAUUGACAUACUCGGGUGUUGCUACUAUACACCUGGUUGUUUUGUUCGCCGUCUACAAUCGGUUUCCCGGCGAUCCUGCACGUUCCUCGUGUCACACAUGGAAUCUAGGCGGCGGCGUAGAGGAGGCAGUACCUCAGGUGCCAAUAUGUACGGGUGUAUACGAUCCGGAUUCUACGGAAGCCUGUACUGUUGUGGGUGCUGGGCUACUUGCUGUGCUACCCAUGGCGACAUGGUCGAGAACCUUCCAACACGUGUCAGCCAAACCGAUCCUUGUCAUGUGGACUCUUAUGCUGGCGGUCGGUCAUAUGGUCUACAAUUUAAUCAUAUCGGACGACCACAGACACUACCAGAUCUGCUCGGCCAGUGUCGAGGAACCGCUGCCAGGUCGCGGGUAUAACGCAGUACCCUUUGAUGCAGACUGGAAGCAGAGCUUCAAUGAAAUCAUUAGAGGGUUUCCAGUAUCCAGCUCAUCCAAUCAAUCAUGCAUAUACACUUGCUUUGAAAGCGAUGCGUACAUUGGCCGGAUGGCUGAUGAUAUUGGCGUAUAUCAUGCGAACAUACUGAAAUUGAACAAGAGUCAGGGCUCGCGAAGUCUAGGUAUUGCAUAUUGGUUUCUCUAUCUUUUGCUCGCCACUGCUGUCGUGCUAGCGGAGAAUUCCAAACGGUGUAAGAAAUCUCAAUUAGCUGCGUACGGGCGCAGAUUUGUGCAAUUCGUUAGUGUUGCGGCAUACAUUGGUUACGUGGCAUGGCUGGGAGUGCAGCCGAGUCACGGGGGUUUGCCUCAGUCUGAAUCUUUUAAUUCAGUUGGACAAUGGAGUGUCGUUGCGAUUAUCGUCAUGGCAUUGAUGGCAGCAGUCACAAGCAAGAUUACGGCAGCUUACUGGUGUGAACGAACGGAAAAACGAGGAACGAAUGUUGGGAAAGAAGAAGACGAGCUACCGCUCUGGAGUUGUGACGUUGGAUAUGCGUCUUGA
Messenger RNA from Ascochyta rabiei, 1245 nucleotides. RefSeq lists its product as uncharacterized. Bases 1 to 1245 code for a protein of 414 amino acids. Lineage: Eukaryota; Fungi; Ascomycota; Dothideomycetes; Pleosporales; Didymellaceae. The record is from RefSeq and is a predicted model, not a curated record. The transcript has a single exon.